AUGUCGUUCUGUCAUAUACAUGUAUUCGAUUCGGUCUUCAAUUUGGAUGUUCCUGCUCGUGCCCGGAGAGAGAAUGGGCACGACUCCCCCUCUUCCCGUUCUACUGUCCAAAACACGCCGGCCAUUCUAAGUUCUGGGGUUGGGUCGGAUAGGACCAGACCAAAUCGGCUGGAUCUGUGGAAUCUGAACGGAUCAGAUCCAAUCGGAUCUGAUCGUAGCUUCGAGUUCAGGUGCCGUACCGCGGCCGGACCGGAAAGGAAGGGGACAGCGAACCGCCUGCCAAGACACCCGAAGGGCCGGCCAUAUGUACCUCGGGAGACCCGGCCCAUUCAAAUCAAAAUAGAACGAGCACCUACGACUAAGGGGAAUGGAAUGUCGACCACAAGGUGA
Messenger RNA from Dovyalis caffra, 390 nucleotides. NCBI's taxonomy places the organism in Eukaryota, Viridiplantae, Streptophyta, Magnoliopsida, Malpighiales, Salicaceae. The record is from the annotation of a GenBank genome assembly.